CAUUCUAGAACAAAAAUAAUAUGAUUAUCUGAGUUGACGGGCUUGGCGAGCUCCCCAGCAACUGUUAUGGCGCGUGAAAAUGACGUCAACAGAGUCGCGCGAUCACGAGGGUUCUCGCGAGAGAAGCUUAAUUCUCCUGUCUUAUUGAACCAUCCCGUAUGAUAUUUGCCGCAAAACGCGCUGAAUCUCAACUCGUUUCAUACAAAUAUGCGUACAAGAAUUAAUGCAGGCAAAAUUCGUGUAAUUUUUCAUGGUUCAGUCUUAAAUACGUGUUUUUCCUGAUGGGUGUGCGGUUUGAUAUUUGUUAGCUUUUGGGCUUCUGUCGCCGCGCCCACCGUAUAGUGUAUGUAUAUUUUUAUUGCGGGUUAGCUAGCAGCACUAGCACCGCUUCCCGGCUGCUCUCUUAAUGUCGCCGUCAAGUUUGAUGAUUGUCGUGCAGCGGAGUGCCUAAUUUCAACAUUUUUCGCAAAUUGCUCAUGCUUACAGCUGUAAUUAGCUUGUAGCUAGUUGACUUGAGGUCUUUUUGCCGUUAUGACAGGUGAGACGAUACGUGCCGUGCGUAAGGAGCACUACAAAGGCAACAAAAAUGCCCAAGCCGAGUCCUUUGACGAGACCUCGAACGGAACCAUCCCUAACGGCACCGCUCACCAAUUUAAAUCCAACAAGGCUUUCUUAAAAUCUGUCAAACCGUCGACACUGCACCAGCACCAGCAGCUGAAUGCAAACAACCUGAACGGCAACGCAUCCAUCAGCACGAUUGUCAACGACGAUAAUAAGAAUCCGAUCAUCCUCACUAACGAGGACUUCCCCGUGCACGAGUGCGUUUUCAAAGGGGAUGUUCGACGACUCUCCUCCCUCAUCAGGACCCACAGCAUCUCUCAGAAAGACGUGCACGGCAAUACGCCACUUCAUCUGGCUGUCAUGCUAGGCCACAAAGAAUGUGCCCUUCUUCUUCUGGCCCACAAUGCACCUGUGAAAAUGAAGAAUGCACAGGGAUGGAGUCCUCUGGCAGAAGCUAUCAGCUAUGGUGACAGACAAAUGAUAACGGCAAUACUGCGCAAACUGAAGCAGCAAUCUCGCGAGAGCGUCGAAGACAAAAGGCCAAAGUUACUGAAAGCCCUCAGGGAGCUUGGCGACUUUUAUUUGGAGCUGCAUUGGGAUUUUCAAAGCUGGGUGCCUCUUCUGUCCCGGAUGCUUCCCUCAGAUACUUGUAAAAUCUACAAGCAAGGCAUCAAUAUCAGGUUGGAUACCACCCUCAUUGACUUCAUCGAUAUGAAGUGUCAGCGCGGUGACCUCAGCUUCAUCUUCAAUGGUGACGCACUGCCCUCACAGUCCUUUGUGGUCCUGGACAACGAGGCCAAAGUGUACCAAAGAAUACAUCACGAGGAGUCUGAGAUGGAGACUGAGGAGGAGGUGGACAUUUUGAUGAGCAGCGACGUCUACUCGGCCACCUUGUCCACAAAGUCCAUCACCUUCUCCCGCACUCAGAGCGGCUGGCUCUUCAGGGAGGACAAAACUGAGCGGGUGGGCAACUUUUUGGCGGACUUCUACGCCGUCAAUGGUCUGGUGCUGGAGUCCAGGAAGCGGCGAGAGCACUUGAGUGAAGAGGACAUCCUCAGGAACAAAGCCAUCAUGGAGAGCCUUAGCAAAGGCGGCAGCAUCAGCGAGCACAACUUUGAGUCCGUGAGGAGGCAGUCCCUCUCGGCGCCAGCCCCCAACACUAUUUCCUGGGAGGAGUACAUCGCAGCCGAGCAUGGAAAGCCUCCCCAUGUGGGCAGAGAGCUGGUGUGCAAGGAGAACAAAAAGCACUUCAAGGCCACUGUAGCCAUGAGCCAGGAUUUCCCUCUUGGAAUCGAAUCCUUACUGAACGUGCUGGAGGUGGUGGCUCCGUUCAAGCAUUUCAACAAGCUGCGGGAGUUCGUCCAGAUGAAGCUGCCUCCCGGUUUUCCCGUCAAACUCGACAUCCCCGUGUUCCCGACCAUCACGGCCACCGUCACCUUCCAGGAGUUCCACCACGAGCAGUUUGAGGGCUCUCUCUUCGUCAUCCCGCCCGACUUCAAAGAAGACCCCAGCCGCUUCCCGGACCUCUGACCACUUGGAGACGCAACCCUUUAUUACGUCAAAUUACUCUCCCUACAUAUAUAUAUAUAUAUAUAGACAAGCAUACUGUAUUUCUCAAAAUGGCUGUCAGGGAGAAAGUAUUUACUCCUGCAGAUGUGGCAGGCCUUUUUAUUUCCUUUUUAAAAAAUAUUAUUGAACAAUAUUUAUGUUGCGGUUGUUUAAAAAAAUCAAGAAGGACUCAAGUUGGGUGAGUCCAGAUCAUCUUUUUGCAUCACGCCCACAUGGCAUUAAUUUGCUCCAGUUUUUGUGAGCAACAAGUUCAAAUGGGUUUAGACGUUAAUGUAUAUGCAGAUGAUUAAUUAAACAUUUUAUUCAACUUAAGUGAACAUGUAGACAUAAUAGGGUUAAGGCCACUAUUUAAGGAUUUUUAAAAAUCUAAAUCUUAUAAGGGAACUGACAGCCAGCCGUUUUGUUACUGGAUCCAAAGCAAACCAAUGCUUUCAUGCUGCUAUUCAUUCAUCAAAAGACUCACUUAUAUUAUGACUAAUAUUCAUAUCCUUUUUGUUUCACACGUAUUGAAACUGUAAAUAUUUUUGUCUCUUCUAAAAACAAAAAUUAUUGGUGACGUUAUAGCUCAAAACCUAAUUAUGCAUUUGUACAUAUAUGUACUGUACAUAUAUGUCUCUGUACUCAUGGACUUACACUGUGUAGCAAUACAUACACAAGAAUGUUUUGAAAUGAGCUCCAAAACGUGUUCAUAUUCCACAUUCAGGUUAGCUCACUUUUACCUCCUACUCCUCACCCGUCUUCUACAUUUUUGUGUCAAAGAUCGGAGCGCUCGCGGGAGUUAUCAGGUGUGCUGUCCUCUCGAGUCGCUAUUUUGAUGUGCGCUGUGGUGCAUUAAAACAAUCACCACCAAGUACCAUCAAGUGCUUGCAGUAGCUUGUUAGUUAUUUUGUAUAAACUAAGCUGUGAAAUUAUUGGCACUCAUCCUUCCCUUUUCAAUAAAGCACCAGCAUCACAUUUCAUUUUGUGUCAGC
Corythoichthys intestinalis (scribbled pipefish) is the source of this 3101-nucleotide messenger RNA. Its product is annotated as ankyrin repeat domain-containing protein 13C-like. Gene Ontology annotation, cellular component: cytoplasm. The record is from RefSeq and is a predicted model, not a curated record. NCBI's taxonomy places the organism in Eukaryota, Metazoa, Chordata, Actinopteri, Syngnathiformes, Syngnathidae. Gene Ontology annotation, molecular function: signaling receptor binding. Bases 532 to 2091 code for a protein of 519 amino acids. The transcript is spliced from 13 exons. Gene Ontology annotation, biological process: protein retention in ER lumen.